CCGGAAGUUCUCGUAGACACGUGGUCUGAAGCAGAACAUACGAGUAACAAGACAUUGGAGUUAGCUAGCUAACUUUCUCGAGAGUUUUGUGAAAUGGACUCAGCUGGUGUUAUCGAUUAAGUGUAAGACAGUCAUCUUGACCGAAAUAUAAAAUAAACCAAGGACAUUACAAUGUUUGGAUGUUUGGUUGCUGGUAGAUUGGUCCAUGGACUUGCAUGCAUGGCUGUCUAUGACUGUAAGAGUCCCAAAAGAGAUACAUCAUGAUGUCCCUACCAGAGGCAGGUGGGAGGAGCUAUGUGGACAAGCUCAUGUGUAAUGGCUGGAAUGUAAUUCAUGGAACUGUAUCAAACAUAUGGAAACCAAGUUUGACUCCGUUCCAUUCCAUCCAUUGAGUCCAUCCUCCUACAGCUCAUCCCUACUUAACCCAUUUAUCAGUUUACAAAAAGAAGUGGCAGGGUCAAACUGCUGAAAUACAUUAACAGAUUGUGCCUUUAAUUAAAUGAAAAGUACCUCUUGAAAUAACUCCAGCUCAAGUAGGAGUUACAAUUGUCUUUUAGGUCCAGACCGAUGCCCAGCAGGUUGCUGGUGACAAGUUUGUCUUCAACCUACCAGACUAUGAGAAUGUGAACCAUGUAGUGGUGUUCAUGUUGGGCACAGUGCCUUUCCCUGCGGGGAUGGGUGGAGCCGUCUACUUCUCCUUCCCGGACCCUGUCGGUGGGCAGGUCUGGCAGCUCCUGGGUUUCAUCACCAACGACAAGCCAAGUGCCAUCUUUAAAAUAUCUCAAUUAAAACCAGGUGAGGGUGGAGAGCAUCCAUUUGGGAUGAUGACAGUACCUCAGCUUGCCUCCGUGGCCCAAGUUGGUGUGUCUAUUGAGCCUUUGGAGCAGCUGGUCCAACAGACGCCUGUAUCAGGUGCCACUGUGUGCGCUGUUGACUCCUUUAUGCAGUUCACUCAGAAGAUGCUGGACAGUUUGUAUAAUUUCUCCUCGUCUUUUGCCGUUUCCCAGUCGCAGAUGACUCCAAACCCCUCAGAAAUGUUCAUCCCUGCCAGUUCCAUCCUCAAAUGGUAUGAGAACUUCCAGAGGCGCAUGGCUCAAAACCCUAAUUUCUGGAAGACUUGAGUUGUUUCGACGAUACCACAGUAUUAGAGGCAUGGACAGAGAAGACCAAAGAAUGGUCCUCCACAGAAGACGAAAAAGAGAUCUUGUUUUAUAGCAACAAUUACUAGGUGUUUUGUCAAAUAUUAAAUGUUUCUUAAAAUUC
Messenger RNA from Salvelinus fontinalis (brook trout), 1263 nucleotides. Its product is annotated as protein Hikeshi-like. Lineage: Eukaryota; Metazoa; Chordata; Actinopteri; Salmoniformes; Salmonidae. Bases 645 to 1121 code for a protein of 158 amino acids. The record is from RefSeq and is a predicted model, not a curated record. Gene Ontology annotation, cellular component: cytosol; nucleus. Gene Ontology annotation, molecular function: Hsp70 protein binding; nuclear import signal receptor activity. Gene Ontology annotation, biological process: protein import into nucleus. The transcript is spliced from 5 exons.